Molecule: messenger RNA, 497 nt
Organism: Ilyonectria robusta
Lineage: Eukaryota; Fungi; Ascomycota; Sordariomycetes; Hypocreales; Nectriaceae
Exons: 3
Coding region: 39-497 (152 amino acids)
Source: RefSeq, a predicted model, not a curated record
GUUGGGACUGGGUAUUCAGUAAUUACAACGUGUUGAACAUGGGCUACGGUAUUGACUCUGCGGAAUGGCCAACUGGCAUCGAGGUUCCCUCUGCGGUGAAGCAAUUGAUUGAGAGAUUUUAUCAGCUGCUCGAUAACUCUGACUCGGGGGUUAGAGACAUCCUUGCCGAUGAGGUAUUCGCGAGCGACGGAGUGGCAUAUUUCGGCGCGACCCCAUUCCGCGGUGCAGAGGAAAUCCGGAACUCGCGAGCUAACGCCUGGAAAGUAAUUUCCAUGCGAAAACACGAGGUCCUGAAGGUCUAUGUUUGCGAUAGCAAUGCCAGCGACCUCCUCUUUACGGCGCGCGUUGCAAUGGGCUUGAGAAAUGGGAAGCAGGUUGAAGGGGAGUUUACAGGCCGCCUUGCCAUUUCCGAUCCUCAAACCGCGAACCCCAAACUCCGCCUUUACCAAGUCUGGGGUGACACCUCUGCACUCAUGGCUGCACUGCGAGAUGAUUGA